ACCUCGCACCUCACUCUCUGCGUUGCCAGCAGCAACGGAGGAGCGGAGCGAGUGAGAGAGGGAGAAAGAGAGAGAGAGAGAGAGAGCGAGAGAGGGCGCUGAGGGGGAGACAUAAAGCCCUGCGCUGUUCUCUGUUUUCUCCCCGGCUGUCACCGCGGGACAAAGGCAUGGUGUGAGCACGCUGCACUUCUUCUCGCCUCUGUGAGCUUUCUGAAGCAUGCAUCCGAGGAAUCCCUGACCGAGGAGGAGGAGGAGGAGGAGGAAGGCUGUCGGGGCUCUCGUUUAUUUUUUAAGUGCGCAGAAGAAAAGAGAAAGAAAGAAGGAAAGAAAAAGAGGGGGGACGAGUAGCCUUUGAACCUAGACUGCAGGCUCCUUCUGCAGGAUUGGACCCGGCCGGUCUGUGAGGGCUUUGAGGGGGGCUUUGGGGGGCUUUGCAUUUCUUUUUGUUUGUUUUCUUCCUCCAAACAAGAACAUGUUGCGUCUGACAGCGGAUCUGAUGGCUGUCGGGUUGCUCUUCUUGGGCUUUUUGCACAGCAUGGAGGUGAUUCUUCCAGCCAGGGCUGUCGACGCCCCAAAGACGUGCAGCCCCAAGCAGUUUGUGUGUAAGGACCAGGUGACCUGUAUCUCUAAAGGCUGGAGGUGUGACGGAGAGAAAGACUGUCCUGAUGGAUCUGACGAGGCUCCAGAUGUCUGUCCUCACAACCGCGUGUCGCGGUGUCCUCCUAAUGAGCACCAGUGCCAGGGCACAGAUGUGUGUGUGCACAUGAAUAAGCUGUGUAACGGAGUGUCGGACUGUCCAGACGGCGGAGACGAGGGCGCCCACUGCAGAGAGCUGAUUUCUAGCUGUACCAAUGCCGGUUGCCAGGACAACUGUGCUGUCACACGGACGGGUCCCAUGUGUUACUGCAAGAGCGGCUUUGAGAUCAGCCAGGAUGGAAAAACGUGUAAAGAUUUUGAUGAGUGUACAGUCUACGGGACGUGCAGUCAGACGUGUACGAACACUGAGGGAUCAUAUUCUUGCUCCUGUGUGGAAGGUUACCUCGCCCAGCCGGACAACCGCUCCUGCAAGGCCAAGAACGUGCCUGUGGAUCGCCUCCCCGUGUUGCUUAUCGCCAACUCUCAGAACAUCCAGGCUACAUCCCUGAGCGGCGCCAGCAGCAGCUCCCUGUACACCAGCACCAAGCAGACCACCGCCAUGGACUUCCUCUACGAUCAGGAAAUGGUCUGCUGGAUUCACGUGGGCGACACGCCCGCAGGCACGCAGCUCAAAUGCGCCAAUAUCCCUAGCCUGAAGAGCUUCAUGGACGAGAGAGUCAUCAACAUUUCCCUCAGCCUGCACAAUGUGGAGCAGAUGGCUAUAGACUGGCUUACAAGGAAUUUUUACUUUGUUGAUGACGUUGAUGAUCAGAUCUUUGUGUGUGAUAAGGAUGGAGUCACAUGUGUGACGCUGCUGGAUCAAGAGCUGUACAACCCGAAAGGCAUUGCACUGGACCCCACUAUGGGGAAAGUGUUCUUCACAGACUAUGGUCAGAUCCCAAAGGUAGAACGUUGUGAUAUGGAUGGACAGAAUCGUACAAAGCUGGUGGACAGUAAGAUUGUCUUCCCUCACGGCAUCACGCUGGACCUGGUCAACAGGCUGGUGUACUGGGCUGAUGCUUACCUGGACUACAUCGAGGUGGUGGACUACGAGGGCAAGAAUAGACAUACCAUCAUACAGGGCCUACUGAUUGAGCACCUUUAUGGGCUGACGGUGUUUGAGAACUAUCUCUAUGCCACCAACUCGGACAACGCCAACAUGCAGCCCAAGACCAGCGUCAUCCGGGUCAACCGUUUCAACAGCUCAGACUACCAAGUGGUCGCCCGGGUGGACAAGGGGGGCGCCCUGCACGUGUACCACCAGAGACGCCAGCCUGCAGUGAGGAGUCACGCGUGUGAGGUGGAUCAGUUCGGCAAAGCUGGCGGCUGCUCUGAUAUCUGUCUGCUGGGAAACAGCCACAAGAGCCGAACCUGCCGCUGCCAGUCCGGCUUCAGUCUGGGCAGUGACGGCAAAUCCUGCAAGAAACCUGAACAUGAGCUCUUCCUAGUGUACGGUAAGGGUCGUCCAGGAGUGAUCAGAGGGAUGGACAUUAAUCCCAAGGUGCAGGACGAGUACAUGAUCCCCAUAGCAAACCUGAUGAACCCUCGAGCGCUGGAUUUCCACGCCCAGAGCAACUUCAUCUAUUUCGCUGACGCCACCAGCUACAUCAUUGGCCGACAGAAGAUCGACGGCACGGAGAGGGACACGAUCCUGAAAGAAGGUAUUCACACAGUGGAGGGUAUUGCUGUGGACUGGAUAGCUAACAACUUAUACUGGACGGAUGACGGACCUAAAAAGACCAUCAGUGUGGCCAGGUUGGAGAAAGCUGCACAGACCAAGAAAACUCUUAUUGAGGGCAAGAUGACCCACCCACGUGCCAUUGUAGUGGACCCAAAAAAUGGCUGGAUGUACUGGACGGACUGGGAGGAGGACCCAAAGGAUAGUAAGAGGGGUAAAAUCGAGAGAGCCUGGAUGGAUGGCACCAACCGGAACAUUCUACUCACCUCCAAAACGGUUUUGUGGCCCAACGGCCUGAGUCUGGACAUACCACAGGGCAUCCUAUACUGGGUGGACGCCUAUUACGACCGCAUUGAGAUGGUCUACCUCAACAGCACUGAGCGCAAGACUGUCCAUGAAGGCCAGGAGCUGAGCCAUGCCUUCGGUCUGUGCCAUUACAAGCACUUCCUGUUCUGGAACGAGUACCGCAGUGGCAGCAUCUACAAGCUGGACCAGGAGACCAAGACUGUGACGCUGCUGCGCAACGAGCGGCCCCCCAUCUUCGAAAUCCGCAUGUAUGACGCUCAGCAGCAGCAAGGUACUAAUGCAUGUCGAGCAAAUAACGGAGGCUGCAGUAGUUUGUGUUUGGCCACUCCAGUGGGCAGAUCAUGUGCCUGUGCUGAGGACCAGCUCCUGGACCCGGCGGACAACACCAGCUGUAAAGCAAAUCCGUCCUACAUCCCUCCUCCUCAGUGCCAGCCUGGCGAGUUCGCCUGCAAGAAUAAUCGCUGUAUUCAGGACCGCUGGAAAUGUGACGGAGACAACGACUGUCUAGACAACAGCGACGAAGCCCCCGAACUCUGCCAUCAGCACACCUGUCCUACUGACCGCUUUAAGUGUCAGAAUAACCGCUGUAUUCCCAUGCGCUGGCUGUGUGACGGAGACAACGACUGUGGAAAUGAUGAAGAUGAGUCCAACACCACAUGCUCAGCUCGGACGUGUCCUCCUAACCAGUUCUCCUGCGCCAGUGGACGGUGUAUCCCCAUCUCCUGGACCUGUGACCUGGACGAUGACUGCGGUGACCGCUCUGACGAGCCUGCCUCAUGCGCCUACCCCACCUGCUUCCCCCUUACCCAGUUCACCUGCAACAACGGACGCUGCAUCAACAUCAACUGGCGCUGUGAUAAUGAUAACGACUGCGGCGAUAACAGCGAUGAGGCGGGCUGCAGCCACUCCUGCUCCAGCACGCAGUUCAAAUGCAACAGCGGCCGCUGCAUCCCCGACUACUGGAAGUGUGACGGAGACAACGACUGUGGUGACUACAGUGACGAGAACAACGCCAACUGCACCAAUCAUGCCACUCGUCCUCCGGGCGGCUGCCACACAGAUGAGUUUCAGUGCCGGAUGGACGGCCUGUGCAUCCCACUGCGCUGGCGCUGCGAUGGCGACACCGACUGCAUGGACCUAAGCGACGAGAAGAACUGCGAGGGCGUCACUCACAUGUGUGAUCCAGCUGUCAAGUUCGGCUGCCGAGAUUCUGCGCGCUGCAUCAGUAAAGCGUGGGUGUGUGACGGGGACAGCGACUGCGAGGACAACUCUGAUGAGGACAACUGUGAGGCGCUGGUUUGUAAACUCUCACACCACGUUUGUGCCAACGACACCACCGUCUGCCUGCCUGCUGAGAAGCUGUGUGACGGCAAGGAUGACUGCCCCGACGGCUCCGACGAGAAGCUGUGCGACCUGUGUUCGCUGGAUAAUGGCGGCUGCAGCCACAACUGCACGGUGGCGCCGGGCGAGGGCAUCCUGUGCUCGUGCCCGCUGGGCAUGGAGCUGGGCACCGACAACAAGACCUGCCAGAUCCAGGGCUUCUGCGCCAAGCACCUGAAGUGCAGUCAGCGCUGCGAACAGGACAAGUUCAACGUCAAGUGCUCCUGCUACGAGGGCUGGGUGCUGGAGCCGGACAUGGAGAGCUGCAGGAGCACAGAUCCAUUCAAGCCCUUCAUUAUCUUCUCCAAUCGUCAUGAGAUCCGGCGGAUCGACCUGCAUAAGGGCGAGUUCAGCGUGCUGGUUCCUGGUCUGAGGAACACCAUCGCUCUGGACUUCCACCUCAACGAGAGCUCACUCUACUGGACCGACGUGGUGGAGGACAAGAUCUACAGAGGGAAACUGUCUGAGAACGGUGCGGCUCUGACCAGCUUUGACGUGGUCAUCCAGUACGGCCUGGCGACGCCUGAAGGUUUGGCUGUGGACUGGAUCGCUGGGAACAUCUACUGGGUGGAGAGUAACCUGGAUCAGAUCGAGGUGGCCAAGCUGGACGGCACCAUGCGUACCACGCUGCUAGCUGGAGAUGUGGAGCACCCCCGGGCCAUCGCUCUGGACCCCAGAGAAGGAAUCCUAUUCUGGACGGAUUGGGAUGCCAGUAUGCCAAGGAUCGAGGCAGCCUCUAUGAGCGGCGAGGGCCGGCGCACCAUCCACAAGGAGACAGGAAGCGGAGGCUGGCCGAACGGACUGACUGUGGACUACCUGGAGCGCCGGAUUCUCUGGAUAGAUGCCAGAUCUGAUGCGAUCUACUCUGCCAAGUAUGACGGCUCGGGCCUGAUUGAGGUUCUUCGGGGGCAUGAAUACCUGUCGCACCCGUUUGCCGUCACCAUGUAUGGAGGAGAGGUUUACUGGACAGACUGGCGCACCAACACCCUGGCCAAGGCCAACAAGUGGACUGGGAACAACGUUACUGUGGUCCAGAGAACCAACACGCAGCCGUUUGAUCUUCAGGUUUACCAUCCGUCAAGACAGCCCCAGGCUCCUAAUCCCUGUGCAGCGAACGGUGGUUUGGGGCCUUGUUCUCACCUGUGUCUGAUCAACUACAACCAGACUUUCUCCUGCGCCUGCCCGCACCUGAUGAGACUCCACUCCGACAACCACACCUGCUACGAGUUCCGUCAGUUCCUCCUGUACGCUCGUCAGAUUGAGAUUCGAGGUGUGGAUAUUUAUAACCCUUACUACAACUACAUCAUCUCCUUUACCGUCCCCGACAUCGACAACGUGACAGUGGUGGACUACGAUGCACUGGAGCAGCGAAUCUACUGGUCGGACGUGCGGACACAGACCAUCAAGAGAGCCUUCAUAAACGGCACCGGCAUCGAGACCGUGGUGUCUGCAGAUUUGCCAAACGUUCAUGGUCUGGCUGUCGAUUGGGUGUCUCGUAACCUGUUCUGGACCAGUUAUGACACCAAUAAGAAACAAAUCAACGUGGCCAGACUGGACGGCUCCUUUAAGAACGCGGUCAUCCAGGGUCUGGACAAACCCCACUGUCUGGUGGUUCAUCCAAUACUGGGAAAGCUCUACUGGACAGACGGGGACAACAUCAGUAUGGCCAACACAGAUGGCAGUAAUCGCAGCAUCCUUUUCACCAAUCAGAAAGGCCCAGUGGGUCUGUCCUUGGACUUUGAUGAGCGUCGUCUCUACUGGGUCAGCUCCGGCAAUGGCACCAUCAGCCGCUGCAAUCUGGACGGAACCGGAUUGGAGGUGCUGGAGGGAGUGAAGGGCAAACUCAGCAAGGCCUCCGCUCUGGCUAUAAUGGGUGAUAAGCUGUGGUGGGCGGAUCAGGGGACAGAUCAGAUUGGCACCUGCGAUAAGAGAGAUGGAGGGAACUGGAAGGUUCUGCGGAACAGCACCUCACCCAUGAUGCACAUGAAGAUCUACAACGAGACUGUGCAGACAGGCUCCAACUUAUGCAGUAAUAAUAAUGGAGAUUGCUCUCAGCUGUGUCUGCCCACCUCUCCGACCACCCGGGCCUGCAUGUGUACGGCUGGAUACAGCCUGAGGAGCGGUCAGCAGUCCUGCGAGGGUGUGGGCUCGUUCCUGCUGUACUCUGUGCAUGAGGGCAUCAGAGGAAUCCCACUCGACCCAGCUGAUAAGUCGGAUGCUCUGGUGCCGGUCUCAGGCUCAUCGCUUGCUGUUGGCAUCGAUUUCCAUGCUGACAAUGACACAAUCUACUGGGUGGACAUGGGCCUGAGCACCAUCAGCAGAGCAAAGAGAGACCAGACCUGGAGAGAGGACGUCGUCACCAAUGGCAUCGGUAGAGUGGAGGGCAUAGCAGUGGACUGGAUUGCAGGAAACAUCUACUGGACUGACCAGGGCUUUGAUGUGAUCGAGGUAGCCCGGCUGAAUGGCUCUUUCCGCUAUGUGGUCAUCUCACAGGGGCUGGACAAACCCCGAGCCAUUGCUGUCCACCCGGAGAAAGGGUAUCUGUUCUGGACUGAAUGGGGUCAGUAUCCGCGGAUCGAGCGGUCUCGUCUGGACGGCACUGAGAGGGCUGUUCUAGUCAACGUCAGCAUCAGCUGGCCCAACGGCAUUUCCAUCGACUAUGAGGAGGGUCUGCUGUACUGGUGUGACGCGCGCACUGAUAAAAUCGAGCGCAUUAACCUGGAGACGGGAGAGAACAGAGAGCUGGUUCUGGCCAGCAACAACAUGGACAUGUUCUCCGUCUCUGUGUUCGAGAGCUACAUCUACUGGAGCGAUCGCACUCAUUCUAAUGGCUCUAUAAAGAGAGGAAGUAAACACAACGCCACAGACUCUGUCACUCUGAGGACGGGGCUCGGAGUGCAGCUGAAAGACAUCAAGGUUUUCAACAGAGCCCGACAGCAAGGAACAAACGUAUGCAAAGAAAACAAUGGCGGCUGCCAGCAGCUGUGCCUUUACCGCGGUAAAGGACAGCGGACAUGCGCCUGCGCCCAUGGCAUGCUGACCGAGGACGGGCUGAGCUGCCGCAACUACGACGGCUACCUGCUGUACUCCGAGAGGACGAUACUGAAAAGCAUCCACUUGUCAGAUGAAAACAACCUGAACGCGCCAAUCAAGCCGUUUGAAGACCCCGACCACAUGAAGAACGUGAUUGCGCUGACGUUCGACUACCGCGGCGGAGGAGGCAAAGGAGCCAACCGCAUCUUCUACAGCGACAUCCACUUCGGAAACAUCCAGCAGAUCAACGACGACGGCUCCGACCGGAAGACGGUGGUCGAGAAUGUUGGCUCUGUGGAAGGCCUGGCGUAUCACAGAGGGUGGGACACACUCUACUGGACAAGCUACACCACCUCCACCAUCACCCGGCACACAGUGGACCAGAGCCGCUGGGGAGCCUUCGACCGUGAAACAGUGGUCACCAUGUCAGGAGAUGACCAUCCGAGAGCUUUCGUCCUGGAUGAGUGUCAGAACCUGAUGUUCUGGACCAACUGGAACGAGCAGUCUCCAAGCAUCAUGCGUGCCCAGCUGUCCGGCUCUAACGUGUUGGUGAUCAUUGGGACGGAUAUCCGCACGCCCAACGGCCUGGCCAUCGACCACCGUGCUGAAAAGCUCUACUUUACUGACGCCACGCUGGACAAGAUCGAGCGCUGCGAGUAUGACGGCAGCCACCGCUACGUGAUUCUGAAGAAUGAGCCAGUGCACCCGUUUGGCCUGGCCGUUUAUGGUGACCAGAUCUUCUGGACUGACUGGGUGCGCAGGGCCGUCCUCCGAGCUGGCAAGUUUGUGGGCUCCGAUAUGAAGGUCCUGCGCGCUGACAUCCCUCAACAGCCAAUGGGAAUCAUCGCUGUAGCCAACGACACCAACAGCUGCGAGUUCUCGCUCUGCAGACUCAAUAAUGGAGGCUGUCAGGACCUGUGCCUGCUGUCGUCCGAGGGCAAGGUCAACUGCACUUGCCGUGGAGAUCGAAAACUCCAGGAGGACAACACUUGUGUCUCUCUGAACUCUUCAUGCAGCAGCAUAUAUGAUUUCGAGUGCGGGAAUGGAGAUUGCAUUAACUACACGCUAACCUGCGACGGCAUGGCGCACUGCAAAGACAGGUCGGAUGAGAAGCAGUCCUACUGCACUAACCGCGACUGCAAAAAGGGCUACAAGCGGUGCGUGAAUGGCCGCUGUGUCAGGCACGGUUCCUGGUGUAACGGCCGUAAUGACUGUGGAGACAACUCAGACGAGCUCUUCUGUAACGCGACCUUGUGCACAUCAGAUCAGUUCCAGUGUCGGGACGGAAGGUGCAUCUCCAACUCCAGCCGCUGUAACCAGGUGGUGGACUGUGAAGACGCCAGCGAUGAGAUGAACUGCCCUGCUACGGACUGCUCCAGCUACUUCCGUCUGGGAGUGAAAGGUGUGACCUAUCAGAGGUGCGAGUUCACCACGCUGUGCUACGCUCCGUCCUGGGUUUGUGACGGCUCCAAUGACUGCGGAGACUUCUCAGACGAGAGCUACUGUCCAGGUCCCACAGAUGCCGGGAAGAGGAAGUGUCCCCCCAAUUUCUUCGCCUGUCCCAGCGGCCGCUGCAUCCCUAUGGCCUGGACCUGCGACAAGGAGAACGACUGCGAGAACGGAGCUGAUGAAGUGAACUGUGAUAAAGUCUGCACAGCAAACCAGUUUGAAUGCGGAAAUCACCGCUGUAUCUCUAACACCUGGGUUUGUGAUGGAGCAGAUGACUGCGGUGACGGCACUGAUGAGGACAGCAGAUGCAAGAAUAAGACGUGCGGUGUCGACGACUUCCACUGUCCAGACUCCCAUAAGUGUGUGCCGCGACACUGGGUGUGUGACGGAGACCGAGACUGCCCCAACGGAGCGGACGAGAGCGUCAAAGCUGGCUGCACAUUUAAAAACACCUGUGAGGCCGACGAGUUCAUGUGCCACAACAGGCGGUGCAUCUCCAAACACUUUGUGUGUGACCACGACAACGACUGCGGCGACGGUUCGGAUGAAUCCGUGGAGUGCGAGUACCCCACCUGCAAGCCCAAUGAGUUCCGCUGUGCUAACGGACGCUGCCUGAUCCAGAGCUCCUGGCAGUGCGACGGCGACUUCGACUGCCACGACCGCUCAGACGAAGCCCCCAAGAACCCGAGCUGCAGCGGGCCAGAGAAGAAGUGCAAUGACACAUCGUACGCGUGCAGAAACGGAAAGUGUGUUAACGAGACGCUGCUGUGCGAUUAUAAGGAUGACUGCGGCGACGGCAGCGACGAGCUGAACUGCUUCGUUAACGAGUGCCUGAACAGCAAACUCAGCGGCUGCUCUCAGCUCUGCGAGGACCUGAAGAUCGGCUUCAAAUGUAGAUGUCACCCUGGCUUUAGGCUGAAGGAUGAUGGGAAGACGUGCGUGGAUGUAGAUGAGUGCAGCAGCACCUUCCCCUGCACACAGCACUGCAUCAAUACUCACGGCAGCUUCCACUGCGUGUGCGUGGACGGAUACCAGCUCAGCUCCACCGACCCCACCGUCUGCAAGUCCACCUCUGAUGAGGAGCCUUUCCUGAUCUUUGCUAAUCGAUACUACCUCAGGAAGCUCAACCUGGACGGAACAAACUACACCUUAUUGAAGCAGGGCUUGAAUAAUGCCGUAGCUUUGGACUUUGACUACCGGCAGCAGAUGAUCUACUGGACUGACGUGACGACUCAGGGUAGCAUGAUCAGGCGGAUGAACAUUAAUGGAAGUAACGUUCAGGUCCUUCACCGCACGUCGCUAAGCAACCCUGACGGGCUGGCUGUUGAUUGGGUGGGAGGGAACCUGUACUGGUGCGAUAAAGGCCGAGACACGAUCGAGGUGUCCAAGCUGAACGGUGCCUACAGGAUGGCGCUGGUCAGCACUGGGCUGCGAGAGCCGAGAGCCGUGGCUGUGGACGUGCGCAAUGGGUACCUGUACUGGUCAGACUGGGGCGAUAACCCUCACAUCGGCCGCAUUGGGAUGGACGGCACCAACCGGAGUGUGAUCGUGGAGGACAAGAUCACGUGGCCAAACGGACUCACUCUGGACUUCAUCAACGACCGCAUCUACUGGGCCGAUGCCAGAGAGGACUACAUUGAGUUUGCCGACCUGGAUGGCACCAACCGGCACACAGUUCUGAAUCAGGACAUCCCGCACAUUUUCGCCAUGACUCUGUUUGAGGAAUACAUCUACUGGACCGACUGGGAGACCAAAUCCAUCAAUAGAGCGCACAAGACCCUCGGCACCAACAAGACCAUGCUGAUCAGCACCCUGCACAGACCCAUGGACAUUCACAUCUACCACCCGUACAGACAACCUGAGGUAACGAACCACCCAUGCCAGACGGACAACGGCGGCUGCAGUAACCUGUGCCUGCUCUCCCCUGGCGGAGGCUACAAGUGUGCCUGUCCCACCAACUUCUACCUGGCUGCUGAUGGAAAGCAAUGCAUGUCCAACUGCACCGCCAGCCAGUUUGUUUGCAAGAACGACAAGUGCAUCCCGUUCUGGUGGAAGUGUGACACAGAGGACGACUGUGGUGACCGGUCAGAUGAGCCGGCAGACUGCCCUGAGUUUAAGUGCAGGCCAGGCCAGUUCCAGUGCGGGACGGGUAUCUGCACAAACCCAGCCUAUAUCUGCGACGGAGACAACGACUGUCAGGACAACUCGGACGAGGCUAACUGCGAUAUCCAUGUAUGUCUGCCCAGUCAGUUUAAGUGCACCAACCCCAGCCGCUGCAUUCCUGGCAUCUUCCGCUGUAACGGCCAGGACAACUGUGGAGAGGGAGAGGACGAGAAAGACUGCCCGGAGGUGACGUGUGCUCCGAACCAGUUCCAGUGCACCAUCACCAAGCGCUGUAUCCCACGAGUGUGGAUGUGUGACCGGGAUAACGACUGUGUGGACGGAUCAGACGAACCCGCAAACUGCACUCAGAUGACGUGCGGUGUGGACGAGUUCCGCUGUAAGGACUCCGGGCGCUGUAUCCCCGCCCGCUGGAAGUGUGACGGAGAGGACGACUGUGGAGACUCAUCUGAUGAGCCCAAAGAGGAGUGUGAUGAGCGGACGUGUGAGCCCUAUCAGUUCCGCUGUAAGAACAACCGCUGUGUUCCUGGACGCUGGCAGUGCGACUAUGACAACGACUGUGGGGACAACUCUGAUGAAGAUGACUGUGUUCCCAGGCAGUGUUCUGAGAGUGAGUUUGCCUGCACUAACGGUCGCUGUAUUGCUGGACGAUGGAAGUGUGAUGGUGACCACGACUGCGCUGACGGGUCAGAUGAGCACGGCUGUGAUGUGAAGUGUGACGGUGACCAGUUUCAGUGUAAGAAUGGUCACUGUAUUCCGUUCCGCUGGAGAUGUGACGCUGAUCCUGACUGUAUGGACGGCAGUGAUGAGGAGAACUGUGGCAGUGGAGUGGGGCGACAGUGCCCUCAUGAUGAGUUCCAGUGUAACAACACGCUGUGUAAGCCACUGUCCUGGCAGUGUGACGGAGAGGACGACUGCGGAGACAACUCAGACGAGAACCCGGAGGAGUGCAAGAAGUUCCAGUGUCCUCCAACCAGGCCGUUCAGAUGCCCCAAUGGUCGUAUUUGCCUGCCACAGUACAAACAGUGCGACGGUGUUGACAACUGUGGAGACAAAAGUGACGAAGAAAACUGCCAGACCACGCCAGUCUGUGGGAAAGAUGAGUUCAGCUGCAGUAAUGGCAAGUGUAUCAGCUCCAACCUGCGCUGUAACUACUUCAAUGACUGCGAGGACUAUGGCUCUGACGAGAUCAAGUGUGGCAAGAAAGACUCAAACCUGAAUGAGUGUCAUCAGAACAGAAGUAUUUGCGGAGAUGGAGAUGAAGCUCAUUGUGUCAUAAACGGCACAGAUUCCUUCUGUUCAUGCAAACCAGGAUUCCAGAGAACGACUCAGCAGAUCUGCCUAGAUGUGAACGAGUGUAAGCAGUUUGGCGUGUGCUCCCACAUCUGCAACAACACCAAGGGGUCCUACAAGUGUAGCUGCCACAGGAACUUCAACCGGGUCAACAACGGCUGCAAGGCGGGCGGUAACGAGAGGCAGAUUCUGUACUUGGCUGACGAUAACGAAAUCCGCAGCCUGCAUCUUGAAAAUGGGAACUGGAUUUAUGAGCAGGCUUUCCAUGGCGACGUCAACGUCCGAAUCGACGCCAUGGACCUGCACAUUAAACACAAGCGCAUCUACUGGACCAACUGGCACACGGGCAGGAUCUCUGUUUUCGAGGGGUCUUCUGGCUCGGUCUCGCCGAAUUCCAACCGUAACCGCAGACAGAGCGAUCCUAGAGUGACCGAUCUAGAGAUUCCGAAUCUGAAGAUGCCGCGCGGCAUUGCAGUCGACUGGGUGGCCGGGAACAUUUACUGGACCGACUCGGGCCGGGACGUCAUCGAGGUCGCUCAGAUGAACGGACGCCACCGCAAGACUCUGAUCUCAGGCAUGAUCGAUGAGCCCUACGCCAUCGUAGUGGACCCAACGAGAGGGACCAUGUACUGGGCAGACUGGGGUAACCAUCCUAAGAUUGAGACAGCAGCAAUGGACGGCACUAUGAGAGAGACGCUGGUGCAUGAGAACAUCCAGUGGCCCACCGGUCUGGCGGUGGAUUACUUUAACGAGCGGCUGUACUGGGCCGACGCCAAGCUUUCAGUGAUCGGCAGCGUGAGGCUGAACGGGACGGAUCCGGUCAUAGCCGUUACCAGCGUUAAGAACAACCUGCACCACCCCUUCAGCAUCGAUGUCUAUGAGGACUACAUCUACGGCAUCACCUACCACGACAACAUCGUCUUCAGGGUCAACAAGUUCGGCAAGGGCACCGUAGAGAAUCUGACCACCGGCAUAAACCACGCUACAGACCUCGCGCUGUACCACAACUACAAACAGCCAGAGGUUACAAACCCGUGCGACAGAAAGAAGUGUGAGUGGCUGUGUCUGCUCAGUCCCAGCGGUCCAGUCUGCACCUGCCCUAACGGACACAUUCUGGACAACGGCACCUGCGUGCAGGUCCCCACGCCCACACCUGUCGCUCCGAGCGGUCCGUGCACCCUGCAGUGUCUGAAUGGUGGGAGCUGUGAACUGAACGCCAGGAAACAGCCCAAGUGCCGCUGCCAGGCGAACUAUGGAGGAGACAGAUGUGAGAUCAAUCAGUGUAGAGAUUACUGCCAGAACGGAGGGACGUGCACUGCAUCUCCCACAGGUUCUCCUACCUGUCGGUGCCGGGCGGGCUUCACCGGGCCGAACUGCAACCUGCGCACCUGUGACAACUACUGCCAGAACGGAGGCAACUGCACAGUCACUCGCGGCAACCAGCCCAUCUGCAGAUGCCCCGGAGAGUUCCAGGGAGAUCAGUGCCAGUUCAGAUUGUGUGAUAAUUUCUGUGAAAACGGAGGGACAUGCCUUCAGUCUGGCGACGACUCUAAGCAGUGCCGCUGUCCGCCGCGCUACAUCGGGAAGAAAUGUGAGGUGGACAAGUGUCACUACUGCCGUGAAGGCAAGUGCAUCCCCACCAGCAGCAGCCAGCCCGAAGGAGACGUCACGUGCAGAUGUGCUGACGGCCAAAUCCAGUCCAGCUGUUACACCUGUGAUGGAUACUGCGCUAAUGGACAGUGCUCCCUCAGCCCUGCGAAUCUUCCUCAGUGCAAGUGUCCUCCUGGGUGGGAGGACCAUCGCUGUGCGACCCGCACCCCCAGCGUUAAUGCAGAGUCCGGCAGCCGCACAGCAUCCAUCGUCAUUCCUGUGAUCCUGCUGCUGUUGCUGGUGUUGCUGAUUGGUGGAGCAGUGCUGUGGUACAGAAGAAGGAUGCGAGGGGCUAAAGGGUUCCAGCACCAGAGGAUGACAAACGGGGCCAUGAACGUGGAGAUCGGGAACCCGGCAUAUAAAAUCUAUGAAGGGGAGCAAGACGAUGACGUGGGAGAACUGCUGGAUACUGAUUUCACACUGGAUCCAGACAAGCCAACUAACUUCACGAAUCCCGUGUACGCCACGCUCUACAUGGGAGGCCAGAACAGCCGCAAUUCUCUGGCCAGCACGGACGAAAAAAAGGAGCUGCUAUCGCGGGGAGAUGAGGAGCCCCUGGUGGACCCACUAGCAUAGACUGUUUCUAGGCUUGGUCCAUAGCAUUCAAAAGCACCCCCUUUGCCUUUUAUUGAGAGAGAAAAAAACAAAACCCAGGAGGAGAAUCAACAGUAAAGCGUGAACACUGUAUAAAAUGUACAAAAAUGAAGGACUACUUUUGUAUGUGAUCGCAGUAUUAUAUUUUGUUCUUUUGGUCAGAACGAACCGCAACU
Molecule: messenger RNA, 14316 nt
Organism: Colossoma macropomum (tambaqui)
Lineage: Eukaryota; Metazoa; Chordata; Actinopteri; Characiformes; Serrasalmidae
Gene: lrp1aa
Product: low density lipoprotein receptor-related protein 1Aa
Molecular function (GO): protein binding; calcium ion binding
Source: RefSeq, a predicted model, not a curated record